GGUGAGCCACUUGUUGUGUAAAAGAUUUUGUGUAUAGAAUUUGCAAUCAUUGGGUUAACGAGAAGUUGGACUGAUUCCGUCGGCUAGCGAGCGGUAGAAAUAUGUCGGAUCCGAAGGAGCUGCAAAAUGACGAACGAGAAGCACUAAUAUCCAUCUACGAAGGCGACAGUGCCUUCAAGCAGGUGAACUCAGGGACGUAUCAGUACAAGUACGGAGAAGAAGGCAAUAAAUCGUUUCUGCUGGAAAUAUGUUGGACCGAAAAGUAUCCGGAAGAGCUUCCCACGUUCAAUCUGGAGACGUUCUACAACAGGAAUCUCUCACGGAAUGCGAAAGAUAGUAUCGUAUCGAUCCUGCGUGAAGAGGCCGAACAGUGGCUCGGCUGCGGUAUGACUUACACACUAUUUGAGUGCCUCAAAGACAAACUAGACGAUUUGCUGACCGACGAAAACUGUAAUGCCGGCGAAGGGCAGCAGGGUGUAAUAGGAACGGCAAAUGCGACGCUGGAAGAAGAUCCGGUGGCCGACAGUGACUCGGAUGGGGACGACGACGAGUCGGGUGAUGCGCGUGGAAACCGCAAGGAAUCGAAGCGGGAACAGAUGACGAAGGCACAAAAACGGAAGCAAUGGGACCGGGUGGACAGUAAAGGCAAUCGGCAACGGGGCUGGAAUUGGGUGGACAUUGUUAAACAUCUCUCGCAGACCGGUGGGAAACCGGAAUAGGGCCGGUAAGGGUUGAGUUGUGUGAUAUUACGACGGGAACCUGCAACGAAAGUGGAAUAAAAACAAACCGAACCGUGGAAGGCAUUGGUCGACGACUUUGGUUUGAAAAUGGAAAUGUUUUAUGCCGUUUUCACGCCUUAAUUCUACUGCAGCAUUCGUGCGAUAAUUGAACUCGUUUUGCUUCGAUUGAAGUUGGUUUUGGUUUGGUUUUACGAAUCUAGUUUCUGGCCACACCCCACUAAAUCGUGCCGAACUGAAGCCUUUCGUGUUGCUGCGCGUGGCGAAAAUAGAGUACAACGGAACCGCGAUUCCGCGACCACUACCCUACAGCGUGCUAAUAAUGUAGUAAAAAUCUGCUAAUGGAAAUAGUUUGCCAGUUUGAGCUAAAAUGGUAUCACAGCAGGUGAAGCAUACAUUGGUGCGCAGACGGUUUCCGCUUUCUUGUCUCUGCUGCUGCGGUGUCAGUUAAAAUGGCCAUAAAAUCGUGUGCUUUAAAUAGGCUAAUUCU
This is a messenger RNA of Anopheles cruzii, 1227 nucleotides long. RefSeq names its product RWD domain-containing protein 4-like. The record is from RefSeq and is a predicted model, not a curated record. Lineage: Eukaryota; Metazoa; Arthropoda; Insecta; Diptera; Culicidae. The coding region runs from base 102 to 719 and encodes 205 amino acids. The transcript has 3 exons. Gene Ontology annotation, molecular function: protein binding.